Messenger RNA from Lytechinus variegatus (green sea urchin), 876 nucleotides. Its product is annotated as NADH-ubiquinone oxidoreductase 75 kDa subunit, mitochondrial-like. Gene Ontology annotation, biological process: ATP synthesis coupled electron transport. The transcript is spliced from 5 exons. Lineage: Eukaryota; Metazoa; Echinodermata; Echinoidea; Temnopleuroida; Toxopneustidae. Bases 162 to 725 code for a protein of 187 amino acids. The record is from RefSeq and is a predicted model, not a curated record. Gene Ontology annotation, molecular function: NADH dehydrogenase (ubiquinone) activity; iron-sulfur cluster binding. Gene Ontology annotation, cellular component: membrane.
AAAUCAACCGAUUAUUUCGUUCAUUACGUAUGCUGGCAGUGCGGGUUGUGCAACUCCAUUGCUGGCGAAAAUCCUUUAUAUCUUUUACCGGAAAAUUCAUCGCACUACCUUUUCUCUGUAUUAGAAGUGAAGGAGAUUUAUUUGAACGACUUUGAGUCACCAUGUUGAGGGCACCAGCAUCAAGAGCAUGGACGGCAACCAGGCAGUUGCUGCAGCCCACAUCCUCUCGGAUGCUCUCUACGACCUCUCCUGUUUCAGAGAAGAUCGAGGUCUUUGUCGAUGAUCAGAGUGUGAUGGUAGAACCCGGAACCACGGUGCUUCAGGCCUGUGCCGAGGUUGGAGUUGAAAUUCCAAGAUUCUGCUAUCAUGAAAGGUUAUCUGUUGCUGGAAACUGUCGCAUGUGUCUUGUAGAAGUGGAAAAAUCAGCUAAGCCUGUUGCUGCGUGUGCAAUGCCAGUCAUGAAGGGAUGGCGUAUCAAGACAGACUCUGAACUGACCAGGAAAGCCAGGGAAGGUGUGAUGGAGUUCCUCCUUGUCAACCAUCCCCUGGACUGCCCCAUCUGUGAUCAAGGAGGAGAGUGUGAUCUACAGGACCAGUCCAUGGCCUUUGGUAGCGACAGGAGUCGUUUUGUAGACAACCAAUUCUCAGGGAAGAGGGCCGUGGAAGAUAAGAAUGUAGGACCGCUCAUCAAGACCAUAAUGACUCGAUGUAUUCCAAUAAUAUGAAUGUUUUUUCAUCUUGAUCCCUUGAAUCUUUAGGACCAGUCCAUGGCCUUUGGUAGCGACAGGAGUCGUUUUGUAGACAACCAAUUCUCGGGGAAGAGGGCGGUGGAAGAUAAGAAUGUAGGACCGCUCAUCAAGACCAUAAUGACUCGAU